Molecule: messenger RNA, 1965 nt
Organism: Owenia fusiformis
Lineage: Eukaryota; Metazoa; Annelida; Polychaeta; Sabellida; Oweniidae
Source: the annotation of a GenBank genome assembly
CUGAAGUUGUUCUCGUUGUUAGAUGUCCGCAUCCUACGUCACCAUAAACGAAUCAUUUAACAGACAGAUUUAGUUGUGACGUAUAUAACUAAUAACUAUAGUUUUAUGUUGCUAGGCGACGCAUCAAUUAUUCUGUGGUUAUGGUGACAUAUAUAACGUCAUAAACGUCUAACGCACUUUCGUUCAAACAGACAAGAAAAAUAUCAAAAUGGCGGCGUUUUUAAUGGGAAGAAGGGCGAUUUUAUCCCUUGGAGGUGCUGGGUCAUUAGGAUAUCUUGCAUACCGUGCCGACAAAGAGAGGGUACAAGCGCGCCUAGGAACGACUAAUAUUCAUUUGAAGUACCCAGCUUCUGCAAAUUUCCCUGAACUCAGCCAACACAACAACACAAUGGCAAAAUGUCUUACCCCUGCCAUUUAUGCUAAAUUGAGGGAUAAGGCUACUCCUAAUGGUUGGACUCUCGAUCAAUGUAUUCAAACAGGCGUUGACAAUCCUGGUCACCCCUUCAUUAAAACCGUUGGAAUUGUUGCUGGUGACGAAGAAUCAUACGAUACAUUUGCGGAUCUUUUCGACCCAAUCAUCGAAGAUCGACAUGGUGGAUACACGAAAGAUCAAAUUCACCCUACAGAUCUCGAUGCAUCGAAAAUACGUGGAGGCAAUUUUGAUGAAAAGUACGUCUUGUCAUCACGUGUACGUACGGGUCGUUGUAUACGAGGUCUGAGCCUUCCACCUGCUACUUCAAGAGCUGAAAGACGUGAGGUCGAACGAGUUUGUAUCGAUGCACUCGGCUCUCUAGACGGACAAUUCAAAGGUCAAUAUUAUUCCCUUAGCAAUAUGACCGACGAGGAGCAAGAAAAGCUGAUCAAUGACCAUUUCCUCUUUGAUAAACCAGUCUCUCCGUUGCUCACGUGUGCAGGUAUGGCAAGGGAUUGGCCCGAUGGUCGUGGUAUUUGGCAUAACACAAACAAAAAUUUCUUAGUAUGGGUAAACGAAGAGGAUCAUACGCGUGUUAUCUCUAUGGAAAAGGGAGGAAAUAUGCGUGCAGUUUUCCAACGAUUUUGUGAUGGACUUAAUAAAGUAGAAGGAAGCAUUAAGCGAAAAGGAUGGGAGUUCAUGCAUAGUGAUCAUCUAGGGUACAUCUUGACAUGCCCUAGUAACCUCGGUACUGGCCUGAGAGCUGGUGUUCACGUCAAGCUUCCAAAUGUAGGCAAGGAUCCUCGCUUUGACGAAAUCCUGGAUUGCAUGAAGCUACAGAAACGCGGUACCGGUGGUGUCGACACCCAAUCCACAAAUGGUAUAUUUGAUAUUUCAAACUCCGACAGACUUGGAGUGAGUGAAGUUGAGCUAUGCCAGUUAGUAAUAGAUGGCGUGAAUACCCUGGUCCAGAUGGAACAGCGGCUAGAAAAGCGCAAGUCCAUCGAUGAUCUACUUCCGGCUAGUAUGCGUCCACAACGCAGAGGACGAUUUUCAUAAACAUUAAAUUCAAAUUCAAAUUCUAAACGCAGUAAAAUACCAACAAUCGAAACUAAAAGAAGACGAAAUGACUUUUAAAGUUUUACAAACUGAGUGCAGUAUUAUCAGAUUAUCAGUAUAUUUAUUCUAUUUAUUUAUAACGUAAGACUGCUAUCGUUUGCAAAAGUAUCAAGGAAAAUUAGUAAGCCUAAUAAAAUGAUAUAAUCAAUCAAGUUGCAUUAUUCUGUUUUACUGAUUUUAGGCAGAACUUGAUAGUUUAGGCUUUCAGACUAUGAAUAUUUGCAGAUUCAGAAAAUCUAACCAAGAGCAAAUACACCAAAAGUAAAUUGACAUGAUCAUGUCUGAUACCUCCAUUUUGUUUUCGCAAAUACAAUUGAAUUUGAAAAAGUUAGACAAUUUGAUUUUCUAUGUUAAGAUAGUUUUUUGUGAAUCUUUUACUGAAUAGAUAUCCUGAAAUCUGAAGGCAAGAUCAUGAUUUUUUAAAUAUUACAUUU